AUGUCGGCUCGUAUACUGGCCACAUUAACAUUCUGUCUUAGUUUAACGAGACUGCAGAGCACACAUGGUGAAAACAUUGCUUUUGGUAAACUUGCCAAACAGAGUAGUACGAAUCCAGGAUAUCCUGCAAGCCAGGCCCUCAAUAAUAUAUACUCCAACACGGGGUCGUUAACAAGCACUACGAAUCCUUCCUGGUGGGAGGUGGACCUGAGAGGUUACUUUGAUAUCAGCAACAUCACCCUCACAGCAGCCAACAAUGGAUGGGGCGUAUACAUGAGAAAUGCCUACGUGGAAGUGAUGGACAAAGAUGUCAGCCUCUGCUCUGACGCCCAGGUGGAGUGGUGUGGGAAUGUGUCAAGCACUGUCGCCAAGAAAGAGAAAUUCAUCUUCACUUGCAAUGUCCCUUUCCCCAUUCGCUUCAUCCGUGUCACAAGGCGUUCUACAUCAACUAAUCAUUUGAAUAUCGGACAUGUUGAUGUACAAGGUGUCGGGGCUACGAAGCGAUAUCGAUCCUACUACACACCAACGAUGGGGAGAAAGGUGACCAAACCAUCCAUGACUACAUCAGCCGUAACAGCAGGAGAAUGUGGCAUCCUUUGUCACCGAAAUCAUUCAUGCAUCGACUUCAGCUACAGCGAAACUGCGUCGACCGAAUCCAACUGUCUGCUGACCUACGAGGUCGUAACGCAGUAUUCUGUGGCAAGGAAUGACUGGACCAUGUACACCGUGGACAACUGUCUGUAAAAUCCUAACUCAAAGUG
This is a messenger RNA of Haliotis rubra (blacklip abalone), 761 nucleotides long. RefSeq lists its product as uncharacterized. The transcript is spliced from 4 exons. Lineage: Eukaryota; Metazoa; Mollusca; Gastropoda; Lepetellida; Haliotidae. The record is from RefSeq and is a predicted model, not a curated record. Bases 1 to 744 code for a protein of 247 amino acids.